UGUGUGCGUGUGUGGUUCUGCCAAACUGGGGGCCUGCCUCAGAUACGCAAGUCGUAAAAUGGGGACCUCAAAUAGUCUGGGGACUUGAUUUAAGUCCCCAUAUUUUUUUAUUGCUUAAAUCAAAAAAAUAGCAUGUUCUAAACCUAAAAAAUAUCGAAAAGUAUCUAGUCCCAUUUUCGGGUUUUCAUCAGACAUGUGAUUACACAGAUACCGUGCGGAUUGUAGUUGCCAUCUUCACUUACGCACCUCUGACGAUACACAUGUUCGAAAUGCGCAUGCGCGUGUGUAUAGAAAACGGAAAUGCCAUUUUGUUGAAGCGGGGGAAAAGUAUGUCGAGAAGAAGUCGGAGGGAACGGGGAAGGCCAGGUCAACAUGGUCAAAGAAUCAUUGACCGGGAUGCCUUUUAUAUUAAAGAAACUCCGAAUAAAGGAAGAGGUGUAUUUACAAAGAAAGAAUUUGGACAAAAUGAAUUCCUAUUACCGUAUGAAGGAGAGUUAUUAGAGAAAGAACCAGAUGUAGAUGACACAUAUAUUUUUGAAUUUACAUUCAAAGGAAAGCCUUAUUGGGUUGAUGCUUCAAAAGAAGAUGGAUCAUUUGGACGUCUGUUAAAUGAUGAUCAUAUCCAUCCAAAUUGUAGACCAAAAGUGAUGGAGAUUGAUGAAAAGCCAGUCAUUUGUUUUUUCUCUCUAAGGCCAUUAUCCUCAAAUACAGAACUGGUAUAUGACUAUGGCCCAGGCAACAUCUAUCCUUGGAGAGGAAAGUUCGGAAUGCUACGGAAUCACCAGAAAAACUUAACAGCAGUGUACCUAGGAAUGCCACAGAUUCUCUAGAAAAACCUGACAGCUGUGUACCUGGGAGUGCUACAGAUUCUUCAGAGAAACCUGACAGCAGUGUACCCGGGAAUGCCACAUAUUCUCCAGAGAAACUUGACAGCAGUGUACCUGAGAAUGCCACAUAUUCUCCAGAGAAACUUGACAGCAGUGUACCUGAGAAUGCCACAGAUUCUCCAGAGAAACCUGACAGCAGUGUUCCUGGGAAUGCCAAAGAUUCUGCAGAAAAAGUUGACAGCAGUGUACUUGAGAAUGCCACAUA
Molecule: messenger RNA, 1092 nt
Organism: Magallana angulata
Lineage: Eukaryota; Metazoa; Mollusca; Bivalvia; Ostreida; Ostreidae
Product: N-lysine methyltransferase KMT5A-like
Exons: 4
Coding region: 261-830 (189 amino acids)
Molecular function (GO): protein binding
Source: RefSeq, a predicted model, not a curated record